This is a messenger RNA of Paramecium sonneborni, 1236 nucleotides long. Lineage: Eukaryota; Ciliophora; Oligohymenophorea; Peniculida; Parameciidae. The record is from the annotation of a GenBank genome assembly.
AUGUAAUAUUUUGUAACAGGAAUAUUAUACUCAUUUAGUUUAUGUGGAUUAAGAAAUAAGUUAAUUCAUUUAGUUGUAUUCAGACCACCUUAAACUACAUAUGAAUUAAGAUUAAGAAAAUAGAAUAACAAUCACAAUUAUAAGGAAAAGUAGUAGAAUUCUUCUGAUAAAAUCUAAAUUGUAGAUUUAUCUAACAGAAAUGAUUUAUAAAUUAACAAAAAGAACCACAUAUAAUAAAUUUAAAAAAGAAAGAAAUAUAUAAAUAAUUUGGAGUAAAAUUUUAUUUUCAUAAAAAAUAAGAGAGUACCCAGAAUAUGAUUUUAUCAAACUUUCAAAUAAAUCAACGGAUGAAAAUGAAGAUUAUAUUAUUUGCUCUGAUAUUUGUCAUGUUACUGCAUAUUUUUUAAGUUUAAGGAAAAACAAAAAAAUGGCAUGUGUUUACUUGAAUCGAUAUAGUGAAUAAAUAAUUUUAUUUAGUCAUGGAAAUGCUUGUGAUUUGGGAAUGAUAAUUGAUAAGUUACUUAGUAAGUAUUUUAUAAAUUAUUAUUUUAGAGCUUGUUGAACAUACAAACACCAGCGUAUUUGCUUAUGAAUAUAGUGGUUAUGGAUAAAGUGAUGGUGUAAGUAAUGACGUCAACAUUAUUCGUAAUAUCUAUGCUGCCUAUACUUUUUUGAUUCAUCAAUUAGGAUAUAAGCCAACCUAAAUUAUUGUUUAUGGUUACAGUAUUGGUUCAGGGCCCAGCAUUAAUUUAGCUUCAAAUCCGUAAUAUCCUAUAGGAGGGCUUAUUAUCUAAAGUGGAUUUAGUUCUGGAUUAAGAGUGAUUUCUCAUAAGAUAGAUGAAACUCCUUUUUAUGAUAUGUUUCCAAAUAUUGAUUAAAUAUAAUAUGUGUCAUGCCCAGUAUUCAUUAUGCAUGGUGCCAAUGAUAAUAUUAUUUCUGAUGAACAUGCCAAAUAAUUAGCCAAAAAUACAAACAAUUUAUAUGAAUUGUGGAUUUCUUAAAAUGUUGGCCACUGUGGCAUAGAAUCAGAUUAUCUCAAUAGACAAUAAUAUUUUCAGAAACUUUAAAAAUUUAUAAAAUGUAAAUAAUUAUAUAUAUUUUAGAUAUCUAGAUGGAAAAUACAAAUGUUCCUGAUCUAAUAACUAAAAAUACCGCAAUUUGCUAAAGGAAAACACCUACUACUAAAUAACAUUUCUAUUAAACUAAAAUAUUUUGAAAUUGUUUAUAUUAGUUAAU